AAUAUUACACUGAAAUUGACUUUGACAGUAACACAAGUAAUAUCAGGCUAUAUACAUUGUGUAUGUUCAAGUCUUCAGAGAGUGACGAAAUUUCGCAUUCAACAGCCCACGGUGUACAUUGUUAUAAAAUGAGUUUUAUAAAAAUACUUGGACUAAGUUGAAGUGAAUUAUACACAGCUGUAUCACCCUGCAAGUUUCUAGGUUUCAUACAUGUAUUCUUAUACUAUAUGUGUUCUAUUUCAGUAAAAUGUGUUUAAAUUUUGCACCUAAAUUGUAAUAGUUAACAAGCAAGCUAGAGCUUAUUGGUCUACUUUGUUGAUCAAUAUCAGUAAGUCAAAAUAUAUUUUGCUUGAUUAGUUUUGAUAAGAGUCAUAAAACCUCUGUGUAUUUUCACAUUGUGAGUGCAUAUUUCUGUUGAUGUGUUCUAUUUUACCACAGAAAACACUGUAACACUGGAUACAUUUCACUCAAAAAUCACUGCCUGGGCAACUCUCUCAAGUCUCUAAUUUUUGUCUAUAUUUUUGGUUUGAUUUACUUCCUUUUUGUUUUUUGGACCAUAAAGAAACAUUAGAUACAGGGGCCAGUUCAGAAGUAAUCUGAUCAGAUUUUGGCCAUCAGAUUGGAUCAAAUCUUGAAAAUGGGUUGUUCAAAAGAAAAAAAGGAUUCUGAAUUCGGAUUAGAUCACAAAAUCCAAUCUUGGUUUUGAUCUGGAUUAAAUCCUCAGUUUGUGUUCAAAUGUUUUAGUAAGAUUGGGAUACUUCUGCUGGGAUUAUUCUGAUCCCAGCAGAAGGGUGGAUUUCAGGAACAAAAUGUAAUAAAACUUUAAAACUGGUCCAAAAAAUACAACAUUUUAACAUGUAAUAUAUCCCCAAAUCCCCAAACGGCUGUCAAUAUCAAACAAAAAUAUUACAUUUAAUUUAAGUAUUUUUUUUUUUUUAAUCACUGAUUGUAAACUACAUUGGCACAAUCAUUAGAGAUGGACCAGUCAGAAGUAGUUAUUUGUGUAAAUGCAAUGAAAAACUAGAAUGCAAAAUAUUGGCAUUUCCCCCCCAUUACCAUGUCCCUUUAGGGGCACCAUAGAGCACUAGUAAUCCAGAUUUGGAAAUCUGAAAAAGUGUGCAUCUGGAUCAAGGUGAUCCAAUCCAAUUUUGAUUUGAAAAAAAACAGCACAAAAGUAAGAUGGGUUUCCUGAUCCUGGAUAGCAAAACAUGGGAUUUCCAAAUCAAGAUCAUUCUGAUCCAGAUUAAACUUUUUGAACAACUGGCCCCAGAAGAUGAGCACUGGCUCACUGUAGCUUUGCAUUCUUGCAGCUCAUUGAGGCUGUCCUAUAUUGUGCAACUUUUUAUUGCCUUAUUGGCACACCCAUUUGUGCAUGAUUCUUAAACACAAAAUCAGGAAACUGCUCAGUUCAGAAAAAAACUAUAUGUGAUCCAUUGUUGAGCAUUAAAAUGGCGGAAUCCAGUAUUUCAGUGGUUCAGGAUCAGUUCAGCUGUUCAAUUUGCCUGGAUCUACUGAAGGAUCCUGUGACCAUCCCCUGUGGACACAGUUACUGUAUGAGCUGUAUUACAGGCUGCUGGGAUCAGGACGAUCAGAAGAAAGUCAGGUGUCCUCAGUGCAGACAGACCUUCAUUCCAAGACCUGUUUUAGGUAAAAACACCAUGAUGGCUUCAGUGCUGGAAAAACUCGAGAAGACAAAACUACAAGCUGCUCGUCCUGCUCAGUGUUACACUAGAUCUGGAGAUGUGGAGUGCGACGUCUGUACUGGGAGAAAAUAUAAAGCCAUCAAGUCCUGUCUGACAUGUCUGGAAUCUUUUUGUCAAAAUCAUUUUAAACGGCAUGAAGAAUUUCACUCCGGAAAGCGACAUAAAGUGAUGGACGCCACUAGACGACUGCAGGAGAUGAUCUGUCCUCUACAUGAUAAACCGCUGGAAAUUUUUUGUCAUACUGAUCAGCAGUGCAUAUGUUAUCUGUGUACAAUGGAUGUGCACAAAAACCAUGAGACUGUAUCAGCAGUUGCUGAGUGGACAGAGAAACAGCGACAGCUGGAAAAAACCCAGAGAAAAUUCUGCCAGAGAAUCCAGAAUAGAAAGGAGGAGCUUCUGAAGCUGAGGAAAGCUGUGGAAUCUCACAAGCACUCUGCACAGACAGCAGUGGAGGACAGUGAGAGGAUCUUUACUGAUCUGAUCCGCUGCAUUGAGAGAAGCCGCUCUGAGGUGACACAGCUGAUCAGAGAUCAGGAAAAGGCUGAAGUGAGUCGAGCUGAAGAACAACUGAAGCGACUGGAGCAGGAGAUUGAAGAUCUGAGGAGGAGAAACGCUGAGCUGGAGCAGCUUUUACACACAGACGAUCACAUCCAUUUCCUCCAGCGUUUCCAGUCUCUCUCUGUUCCUCCUGGAUUUACAGACUCACCCAGCAUCACUGUCAGUUCUCAUCUCUUUUUUGAUGAUGUUGAAAAAUCCAUGACUCAACUGAAAGAGAAACUGGAGCAUUUCUGCAGAGAGGAGAUAAAAAGGCUAUCUAGUAAAGUAACAGAUAUUAUGAACAAUCCUACCCCUGAGCCCAAGACCAGGAAGGAGUUUCUACAAUAUUCACAUCAGCUCAAUGUGGAUUUAAACACGGUGAACAAACUUCUCUGUUUGUCUGAGAGGAACAGAGUGAUUACUUACACUAAUAAACUGCAGCCGUAUCCUGAUCAUCCAGACAGAUUUGUUCACUGGUCACAGGUGUUGUGUAGAGAGGGAGUGUGUGGACGCUGUUACUGGGAGGUUGAGUGGAGUGGUCGGGUGGAUAUAUCCGUGUCAUAUAAGAGCAUCAGCAGGAAGGGACGGGGUGAUGAGAGUGAGUUUGGUUGUAAUGAUCAGUCCUGGAGUUUGGCCUGCUAUGGGUCCAAUUGCUCAUUCUGGCACAAUGACAAAAGGACUGAUCUCCCUGAUGUCUCCAGCUCCUCUAGAAUAGGGGUGUAUGUGGAUCACAGUGCAGGAACUCUGUCCUUCUACAGCGUCUCUGACACAAUGACCCUCAUUCACAGAGUCCAGACCACAUUCACUCAGCCUCUCUAUGCUGGGUUCAAUUUCAAUGCAUUAUCUGUUUUCUUUUCUAGAACAGAAUCAAAGGUUAAACUGUGUGAUUUAAAAAUAUAGAUGAUUCAGUGAUUCAGCAAAUAAACUGCAUAUUAGAAGUGUGAGCUCCAAAAUAAAUCGGCAACUGUAAGAUGUUCUGAAGUCUCUGCUGAAAUGACACAUGCCAGAUUUCUGAAUAAUAAAAAUAAUGAUUGUGGAGUAUAAGAGCUAAAUGUAUGAAUAUCAAUGACAGUCACCAAUGACAGUAGCAGUCCAAUCAAUAAUAAUAAUAAUAAUAAUACUGUCUUCACACAAGAUUGAUGAAAUUUAUAAUUUGGCACAUUACGUUAUUCAUUACUAUAUGUGUUGUAUUUCAGUAAAAUGUAGUUCUUGAUUUAUUUUCAAAUGGGCAGGAAAAAUGUACAAUCAUUUUCUCUCAGAUUUGGUAUGUAAGAGUAAGAGUACAUUUAUUUUAUCAUGUUUAUUUUAUCUACGUAUAUGGUUUAUGUAAAUUUUGCAACAGAAGGUUUUGAAAUAUACCUAUAUUGUAAUCUACAGCAAAUUAGCACUUAUUCUACUCUGUUAACCUAUAGCAACAGGUUAUACAAGGCAAAUAUGAAUAUGAAAUCAUUAUAACCAAGUGUAACCAAGUAGUACAGUAUGAAUAAAAGUAUAAUGAUUUCUCCAGCAGAUAUUUUACUUUAUCAGCUUUUAAUAGGAGUCAUGAAAGUUCCCUGAAUGUUGUGUAUUUUCACAUUUUGUGAGUGUGUUUUUCUCCUGAUGUAUUUUGUUUCACCACAGAAAACACUCUGUAACACUGAGUACAGAUCACUCAAUAAACAUCAC
This is a messenger RNA of Onychostoma macrolepis, 3905 nucleotides long. RefSeq names its product tripartite motif-containing protein 16-like. Gene Ontology annotation, molecular function: zinc ion binding; protein binding. The coding region runs from base 1449 to 3140 and encodes 563 amino acids. NCBI's taxonomy places the organism in Eukaryota, Metazoa, Chordata, Actinopteri, Cypriniformes, Cyprinidae. The transcript is spliced from 6 exons. The record is from RefSeq and is a predicted model, not a curated record.